AACUGUGUUUAUUACGCGUUGCGUGUUGAAGGGUGAUGUAAGUGUAUAGGAAGGGUAUAGGAUAGGGGGGGGGGGGUAUUUCGCCCUAUUUAUCGCACUCCCCCUUUUCAUGAGGGUAAGCUUUUGUUUCCCUUAGGAGAAUAUGGGGUGAAAAUUGUCCUCCAUCCUUUUCGUUCGUUUCAUUGAACUGUGCAUUUUGGUAAAUAUCAUCAGGUAGCACAUGGGCAUUUGCCUCUCAAUGAAUACACUUAAUACUACACAGAAGAAUUGGUAGAGUGUUCUGUAGAUUGUUUUGUGGUAGGUCGUGGUGGUCGUAGUUCGUGGUAAUGUAGCGUUGAGAUGUCGAAUAAUUAGCAAUCAUUUGGGCCACCAUAAGAGCUAGGAGCUUCAUUAGGGUCAAAGCGUACCGCACGUCUCACUUGUGGAGUACGAGGAGUCGUACUAGGAGAAGGUGCGUCAGGCUCAUUGAGUUGCUUCUCGAGAAUGCGGAGAGCAUAUCUGUGUAAUGGAUCACUCAUGCCUGCUAUUUCAAUCCGCUGACGCUCCUGAGUGGCGACAAUGUGAUCUAAAGCGAUCAUAACUACUUGGGUAUAUGAAGUUCCAUCUCCUUUCUCCUCGUCAUCUUGUGUUUCAGUCCAUACAGGGCCCGCUUGAGCUUAACAGUUGUGUGAAGCUUGCCGUCGGUGUCCCGUUACCUUAUACCUUUGGGUAGGUCCAUAUAUGACUGCUUUGAAUCAAGAUCGGACUGAAUAAAUGCUUGCGGAAUAUCGGAGUGCUUGAUCGGGAAGCUACCCAUCUACUGUCGUCGAUAUCCUCGGGUGCGUCUAAAAUAUCAUUCAAUGGCUUAGGAAGUCGUUGCAAUUUGGACCUCCCUUGUGCGUUUUGACAUCUAAAAAGACGACCAGCAGCUUGUACAGUUGUGCACUCAUUAUGUCAAAUUGUUCCUUUGUACAAGUGUUGCCAAGAUUUAUUGACCUCUUAUAGCCAUCCUCUUCAUCCUGAUCGGGAUCGAGAGGCCAACCUGGAGGUGUCUCGGUCUGCAACCUAACAAAUCUUGAGAAUUCAGGUAAUCUCUCUCUCACAUUCUAUGGCAAACGCGGUUCUCCAGAGAAUGCCUCUUCUGAGGGCAUAACCGUGUGGAGAAGACUGACAUUUUUCUAUGUUCGAUAUGUAGCUUUGACCAGGUUUGCAGAUUGCGACAUAGUCUUCUGAUAUCUUUGCUCUACGUGCGCCGGCAGAAUGUUCCUUGAAGUACUUAAUGAGCUUGGGUAACUUUUGCCAGUUGCAACCCAAGAAGUAUAACAUUCUUCUCGUAUAAGUUUCUGUCUCGAUACCAUUAUCACUAACAAAAAGUGCAAG
This is a messenger RNA of Pelagomonas calceolata, 1359 nucleotides long. The record is from the annotation of a GenBank genome assembly. NCBI's taxonomy places the organism in Eukaryota, Pelagophyceae, Pelagomonadales, Pelagomonadaceae.